Bipolaris zeicola 26-R-13 is the source of this 429-nucleotide messenger RNA. RefSeq lists its product as uncharacterized. Bases 1 to 429 code for a protein of 142 amino acids. The record is from RefSeq and is a predicted model, not a curated record. NCBI's taxonomy places the organism in Eukaryota, Fungi, Ascomycota, Dothideomycetes, Pleosporales, Pleosporaceae. The transcript has a single exon.
AUGGCUACAUACACGCUCUCAAUCGUUGUGUGCGGGGAAGGCGACGAUCCCAAUAACCGUUGCCAUUGGUCAUUUGUGUUUCACCAUGCCGGGGCAGACAGAGGCAAUCUAUUGCAGGUGUCGCUCAUAGACCGUGAUCGUCUAUGGUACCAACUCGACCGACGCGAUGGCGUAACUGUCCUCAGCCCAAGUUCCGAGGGCCGUUUCCAGGUCGUUACUAUCUCCGCCACUCAAUAUGCGCAAGCCUAUUCCAUCAUCAGCAAAGAGCCGGCCCCAAGGAACGGUAGAGACCGGUGUCAAGAUUGGACAGUGAACUGUAUCAUUGCUCUCGAAGCUGAGGAACUGGUUCCUCCAGGGACUUCUGAGUGGGUCAGCGGACUUGUGGGGAAAACGGCAACAAACCUUGCACAAUCUGUAGGGGGUAGAUGA